This is a messenger RNA of Pogona vitticeps (central bearded dragon), 821 nucleotides long. RefSeq names its product TNF alpha induced protein 8 (gene TNFAIP8). The record is from RefSeq and is a predicted model, not a curated record. Gene Ontology annotation, cellular component: cytoplasm. NCBI's taxonomy places the organism in Eukaryota, Metazoa, Chordata, Lepidosauria, Squamata, Agamidae. Gene Ontology annotation, molecular function: cysteine-type endopeptidase inhibitor activity involved in apoptotic process. Gene Ontology annotation, biological process: regulation of apoptotic process.
UCUUCUUCUUCUUCUGAGAAGUUGACUUUGCUGCUUCUCAGACGCGCACGUCAUCUGUUAAUCUCCAGAGAUUCAGCCUGAUACCAUGAGCUCCGAAGCAGAUGAGUCUAAAGAAGUGGCUACAGAUGUCUUCAAUUCCAAGAGUUUGGCCAUUCAGGCCCAGAAGAAAAUUCUUGGCAAAAUGGCAUCCAAAUCAAUAGCAACUACUUUGAUAGAUGACACAAGCAGUGAUGUGUUGGAUGAACUCUACAGAAUGACAAAGGAGUACAUACAAAACAAGAAAGAGGCAGAGAAGAUAAUUAAAAACCUCAUUAAGACAGUCAUCAAGUUAGCAAUCCUCUACAGGAAUAACCAGUUUAAUGAGGAAGAAAUCAUGCUUAUGGAGAAGUUCAAGAAGAAGGUUCACCAGCUGGCUAAAACUGUGGUGAGCUUCCAUCAAGUCGAUUAUACCUUUGACAGAAAUUUUUUGUCCAAAUUGCUGAAUGACUGUAGAGACCUGCUUCAUCAAAUCAUUCAACGCCACCUAACAACAAAAUCUCAUGGACGUGUCGACAGAGUGUUUGAUCAUUUCUCAGAUUGUGAAUUUUUGGCUGCCUUGUACAAUCCAUUUGGAUCUUACAAAACCCAUUUGCAGAGACUCUGUGAUGGUGUCAAUAAAAUGCUAGACGAAGGGAAUAUAUAAGUAACUUUAUUGGUGUUGACUGAUUAUAUAAUCAACUGGGAAUUACUGAUGGCCUCAUGAAUUGAAUGAAGGAGUGAAGAGCUAGGAAAUAACUGUGUGGUUAAUAAAGGAAAAUACCAAACAUGAGCUUAAAUAAUAA